This is a messenger RNA of Cynoglossus semilaevis (tongue sole), 3515 nucleotides long. RefSeq names its product ttk protein kinase (gene ttk). Gene Ontology annotation, molecular function: ATP binding; protein serine/threonine/tyrosine kinase activity; protein serine/threonine kinase activity. The record is from RefSeq and is a predicted model, not a curated record. The transcript is spliced from 25 exons. Gene Ontology annotation, cellular component: nucleus; kinetochore. Gene Ontology annotation, biological process: protein localization to kinetochore; peptidyl-serine phosphorylation; mitotic spindle assembly checkpoint signaling. NCBI's taxonomy places the organism in Eukaryota, Metazoa, Chordata, Actinopteri, Pleuronectiformes, Cynoglossidae. Bases 118 to 3129 code for a protein of 1003 amino acids.
CACCAUGUCGUCAGCAUAAAAUUAUCCAAUCAUAACAGACUUCGGCGGAAGGGGCAAUUUUGAAAACUGGCAGUUAAGCUUCAACAUUUCUGCGUCCGGUAAAUGACAACAUAAACGAUGGAGGAAGAGGAGCAUACAGACAGAAAGCAGAAGCUCGCUAUGCUGUGUAAAAGGAUACAUAGGAUUAAUCAGUAUUUUAAUGAAGAUGACACUGACAAUAUCAACCAGGUCAUCAGCUCAAACUCGCCGGAAUCCUGUCUCUCAUAUUUGAUGGACCUGGAGAAAAAGGGUGACCCUCGGCUGAAUCACAGCCAUCUCACUAAACUUGUUGACUUUUACACCAGAGUAUUCUCUACACUGCCACUGGGAAAAUACAGUCAAAAUGAGAGCUAUGCCAAACUCUUGGUCAGAUUUGCAGAACUAAAAGCGAUUCAAGAUGUAAAUGAUGCAGAGUCCAAUUUUAGCGUUGCAAGGUCUAACUGCCCAGACUUUGCAUUUGUCCAUAUUGCUCAUGCAAACUUUGAGCAUUCUCAAGGCAACACAAAGAGAAGCAUUUACAUCUUACAGAACGCUAUUGAACUUGGUGCCAAACCAAAGGAACUGCUGGAGGCUGCAUUGCAAGGCAUGCAGCUUGAGAAAAAGUCUCGCCUGAGUGCUGAGGAUAAGGAAAAUGUAUCACUAUUACACAGAAGCACUGUUCAUAAUUCUGUCAAAAAAUCUGAAUUUCUAAAAGUAAGCAGAAAUUCAGAUGGAACAGGAGACUUGCAACUCUCAAGUAUUUUUGGACCAGGGAGUGAGCCCCCUGGUGGAUUGGCUGAAGAAUACUUGUCGGGCUGGAGAUCAGCAUCUCAACACAAGAAAACUGUUUGCAUGCCAAUGAGAGUUCCUGUAGUUCCGUUCUCUAUCCCAGAAAAUGAUGAUGAUGAUGUUGUUGACCACAAACAUGAGAAACCUAGAGCAAGGAGUGUUGCCUCUGUUUCUGCCAGAACACUACGCUCAAAUGCAAAUGCACUGAACGGACCUUCAAUUAUGAAAAAACAUACAUACGAUGUAGAUUUUGUCAACCGUGAACUUUCAGGCAUCAGUCCUGACCAUUGCUCUUGGGAGGAGCAGGCAGCUGUGGACUCCACCACCACUUUACUUCACUCACAUGACACACAGGACACCCUGCGAGCAGAAGAUGUAACCUACAGUUUUUCUGAGGUUGUGAAAACAAAUUCCCCUGAAUCUUGUUGGUCAUAUCUCAAGGAUCUGGAGAAAAGAGGCAACUUGCACACUGAUGUUGGUCUCCUCAACAAACUGAAGGACUGCUACUCUAAAGUCUUCUCCCAGAUGCCAAUUAGACAGCACAGCAAAAAUGUGUGCUAUGGUAAAAUACUGGUCAGAUAUGCAGAACUUAAGGGGAUUGAAGAUGCAGACGAAGCACGCGACCAUUUCAUCGUGGCACGAUCAAACUGCAAAACCUUUGCAUUCGUUCAUAUUGCACAUGCUCAGUUCGAAGUUUCUCAAGGUAAUGUGGUCAAAGCAAGCUCUAUUCUGCAAAAAGCCCUCACCCUUAAUGCCAGCCCCACCCAGCUUUUGGACAUGGCCAUUCGUAACCUCAAGGCUGGAGAGAAACAGCUGGUGCCCAACAAGGAGGAGGCCCAAAUAGAGUCACAGCCAUUUCCUGCUGCUAGUUUUUCUACCCGUGGUGGAAUCCAAGAACCUCUGCUUCCUGCUCGAGUCCCAGUGAGUCGUUCUGCAGAACGAGCAGACCCUACAGGCAAAGAAUCCUUGUCAGAAUGGAAAGUUCCAAACCUUGUCAACCGGCAUGUUACUCCAGAGAAUAGAAAUGCUACUCCACCUGAACCCACACCUGUUUCCUCUGUGCCGGAGUCGUUUCCUACUCCAUCUGUUCAGCUUCCACCCAGGCUGAACCCACAGACAGUCUGUCAAACACCUAACAACUACAAAAACCCUUCAUCCAGCAGUUUUAUUACUCCUGUUGUAAAGAAACUCCCAGAGGUCUUUUCCUCUACAGCAGCACCAAACAGAGCAACACCAGCUCAGCCUCAGUGCACACCUCAAAACCCAGCAGCUUGUUUUGAAACUCCACAGCGCUCCUUCCCUGCAUUGUCCAACGAAACCAUCACCAUUAAGGGCAAACAGUUCUUCAUCCUGAAGAUGAUUGGUCGUGGUGGAUCAAGCAAGGUCUAUCAGGUCCUUGACCACAAAAAGCAGCUGUUUGCUGUGAAGUACGUUGACCUUGAGGAAGCUGACGCUCAGACUAUCGAAAGUUAUAAAAAUGAGAUUCAACAUUUGAACCACUUACAGCAGUACAGUGAUCAAAUUAUAAAGCUCUAUGACUAUGAAAUGACCAACAGUUAUAUCUACAUGCUGAUGGAGUGCGGCAAUUUGGAUCUAAACACUUGGCUGCGAAACCGAAAGACUGUGAAUCCCCUGGACCGGAAGUUUUACUGGAGGAACAUGUUGGAGGCUGUCCACACCAUCCACAAACAUGGAAUUGUCCACAGUGACUUGAAACCAGCGAAUUUCGUCAUAGUGAAUGCAUCCCUGAAGCUGAUUGACUUUGGCAUUGCAAACAGAAUCCAGCCUGACGUCACAAGCAUCAUGAAGGAUUCACAGGUGGGCACACUUAAUUACAUGCCUCCUGAAGCCAUUAAAGACACAUCAUCCCAGCCGGGAAAAGCUCGCUCCAAGAUCAGCCCCAAAGGUGACGUGUGGUCCCUUGGAUGUAUUCUGUACUAUAUGACCUAUGGGAAGACGCCAUUUCAAAGCAUCACCAAUCAGAUAACUAAGCUGCACGCCAUCAUUGACCCUACCCAUUUGAUUAAUUUUCCUGACAUUUCUGAAAAAGAUUUGCUUAACGUGUUGAAGAGGUGCUUGGUACGAAACCCCAGAGAGCGAAUCUCUAUUGCAGAGCUGUUGGAACAUCCUUAUCUGCAGCUGAAAGAAAAAGCAGAACCUCAAUCAGAACCUGCAUGCAACAAUGAUCUGAAGAAGAUCCUAACAGACCUGGCCGCCCUCCAGUCCCCUAACAGUAUCAUUAGAGCUGCAAAUAAUCUGGCCAAAAUGUGUAACAGUGGUGGGAGGCUGGAUGUCGCAGAGUGUGCAAAGUCAUCAACUUAAGAACGCUAGCAAAUGUGAUAUGUUGUUGAGAAAUUCUUAUUUGUCUUGUAUUUUUUUAUUUACCCUUGACCACUGUGUGUAUAUAUAGAAAAUGUUGACACAAGUAAACUGUAUUUUUCUGUCCAUUUCCUUGAAACAAGUCAUUUUUGCAUAUGUGCCUUGAUAAUAAACUUUUAGUCAUUAUAAUAGUUCAGUUAGUAAACACAAUAGAUUGGUUUCUCUAAUCACACGUUUUCUGUUCUAAAAAUGCAAGAUAACGUAACUUUUUUUUCAUUUUACAGUUGAACUUUAAACUUCCUAGGUCCCUAUGUUUAAAAAUGUGUAUUCAAGUCUGUCAUUCAGACAAAAAUAGUUAGAAAUAAAGGUUUAAAAUACUUCAACUACAA